Oppiella nova is the source of this 372-nucleotide messenger RNA. The record is from the annotation of a GenBank genome assembly. Lineage: Eukaryota; Metazoa; Arthropoda; Arachnida; Sarcoptiformes; Oppiidae.
AUGUUUGUGAAAAGUAUCGGGGUGAACAUUGGCCAAUACAAUAACCAGGGUUGCCUACCUCAGGAUAUUAACAAGGGAUUUAAGGGGGAGUAUGUAUGGCUACGCCCGGAGUACACCACAAAUAAACGGAAAGCCGCCACAGGUUUUCAUAUUAUGAUAUCCGGUGAACGCCUCUACGAUGCAAAUGAUGUCCAUCAUAGAGACCUGGCUAUAGGUGCCGGCGGUCAGUACCGGUAUCUUAUAGCCGAGUAUAACGGGCCCAACAAAAUCACUACUGUAUGGCUAUCGGAGGAUAAGCAAGGUUGCGGUAGUACUGGUGAUAUUAAUGCUGGUAGGGGUGGACGCUAUUUGUAUUUGUGCUGGAGCUAUUAA